AUGCAGCGCGAUCGAUUGAGCGCCGCGUUCCCGGAGUGCUUUCGGUGCCACAUCACAGCCAAGCCGACCGAGCUCACUGUGACCAGCGAGAUUACAUUUGGUGUUGUUUCUGCCCUGGUCGUCAACACCGUCUCGACUACCAUCGCCGACUACCACGCUGAUGCGUCGCACGCGAAGCUUCUGUGGGACCCGGAAGGACCAUAG
Molecule: messenger RNA, 204 nt
Organism: Aphanomyces astaci
Lineage: Eukaryota; Oomycota; Saprolegniomycetes; Saprolegniales; Verrucalvaceae
Exons: 2
Coding region: 1-204 (67 amino acids)
Source: RefSeq, a predicted model, not a curated record